UGUAUGAAUAGACAUUGCACAGGUUUCAAGAUUGCCACUGUUAAUUUCCAAUCGACCGGACUGCUAUUUGUGGAAGCCAGCCACCUCUUCAAAUUCCCUCUCCGAAGCCAGACACCACCUGCUGCAUUGUAUGAACAAGGACGAGGGCGAUUCGUCAACUUCCAACCACUUGCCCCCAAUUGAACAGCAAAAAGUCUCCUCCUCAUCAAACUUACGAAAGCAUAGAAUGAGCGAUACCCACUGGGACGUGAAUGGUGAUGAGGGAUUUGACGAUCCUAUGAUUGAGGAUGCUGGAUUCACGGACCAGGAAGGAGACUGGUCACGACGAGGAUCUCAAAUAGUGCUCGAUGAUGAUCAUGAAGACGAAGACCGCAUGACUAUACAGAACGAAAAACUCGUACACAAAGGCUUUUUUAAUGGUAUGGAUUGCUCUGCUAAAUUUCUCCCCAAUUAUGGUCCAGUGCCAUUCGUCAUCAAACCUUCAGUUUCCACUUAUUCUAUGAGCUCACACCAACUCUCCUUUCUUGCACUUAGAUUUUCAGGACGAUUUUGAUGAUAAAGAUAUUGCAUAAGGC
This is a messenger RNA of Umbelopsis ramanniana AG, 575 nucleotides long. RefSeq lists its product as uncharacterized. The transcript is spliced from 2 exons. The record is from RefSeq and is a predicted model, not a curated record. Bases 131 to 553 code for a protein of 140 amino acids. Lineage: Eukaryota; Fungi; Mucoromycota; Umbelopsidomycetes; Umbelopsidales; Umbelopsidaceae.